CCCUAGAAAAACCCUUCUCUCUCCUUCCCCGCAGCGGCAGACUCUUCUUCAACCUCUCACGAUUCCGAUCACCUGAGAUUGUAUUCGUUAAACACAGGAAGAUCUAUCAUGAAUCGUUUCACUACGAUACUGAAAACCUCCAUGAUCGUCAAAUCGCUUCUAUCGUCUCAAUUAUCCAGAGAAUGUUGCUCACUUCCUUUCCAGGUUUCUACUCUCUCGCAUUCUUCUCAUUCUCUCCACCGUCGUAUCUCUACCGUCUCUACUGUCUUAUCAUCUAAACAGAAUUCAUUUAUCGAUGAUAUACUUAUAAACGAUUGGUCAAAAGAUUUAGAACAGAAGUUAUCAUCUCUCGCUAUCCCUUCACAUGAAUCUGUAAUCUAUAUUUUGAAAAAACUUGAUAAAGAUCCAAACAAAGCUGGUAAGUUCAUCAAUUGGAUCUUUGAAACUAAUCGUUUUAAACCUAGCUCUGCUGUUUAUGGAUUAGUACUUAGAAUCCUUGCUAAUAAAGAGACGAUGACGCAGUUUUGGGCUACUGUGAAUAAAAUGAAGGAAUUAGGGUUUAGUAUUGACGAACCUACUUAUUUAACAAUUCGUGGUUACUUUUGUAAGUCGAAGAUGUCACCUGAUAUAACUGCUUGGACUGAAUUAUUCAAAAGAAUGACUAAAGAGAAUCAAUUGGAAGAUGAAGUGAUGAAAGUAGUUAAGCUUGCUUUGGAGAAUGAUUGGGGUAAAUUGACCGCGAUUGGAGCUCCGUUGUCGGAGGAUUUCGUAUUGAAGGUAUUGAAAGAGCUUCGUGAUUCUCCUUUGAAAGCUUUGAAGUUCUUUAAAUGGGCUGGAACUGGAUCUGGAAAUGGAUAUGAACAUAGUAGUGUUGCUUAUAACGCGAUUCUACGAGUUCUAGGUCGAACUGAUUCGAUAUGGGAGUUUUGGAGUAUGGUUGAAGAAAUGAAAUCUGUAGGUCAUUUUGAUAUGGAUAUUGAUACUUACAUAAAGCUUUCGAGGAGAUUUGAGGAGCGAAAAAUGUCGAAAGAUGCUGUUGAGCUUUAUGAACAUAUGAUGGAUGGACCUUAUAAACCGUCAACUAAAGACUGUGGAAAGCUCUUGCGAAGUAUUUCAUCAAAUUCUGAUUCUGAUCUUGAUCUUGUUUUUCGAGUGGUGAAGAAAUACGAAGAAACAGGGCAUUCGCUCACGAAGAUUGAAUACGAUGGUAUCCAUAGAUCUUUAACGAGGAUUGGGAGAUUUGAAGAAGCGAAUAAGAUUGUUGAAUCAAUGAGAAAUGCUGGUUUUGAACCUGAUAAUAUAACGUAUAGUCAGCUUGUGUUUGGUUUAUGUAAAGCGAAAAGGUUAGACGAUGCAGUUCAAGUGCUUGAGGAAAUGCAAGGCAAUGGAAUCAUUCCUGAUCUGAAAACUUGGACUGUUCUUAUACAAGGUCAUUGCGAUGUUAACGAAAUCGAUAAAGCUUUGUUGUGUUUCGCGAAUAUGAUGGAGAAAGGAUGCGAUGCUGAUUCCGAUCUUUUAGAUGUUUUGAUAAACGGUUUUCUUUAUAGGAAUAGGAUCGACGGCGCUUACACAUUGCUUGUGGAGAUGGUUCAGAAAGCUAGGUUAAGACCGUGGCAAGCGACGUAUAAGACUUUGAUUGGGAAGCUUUUAGAAGAAAGGAAACUAGAACAAGCGAUUAAGCUUUCGAAGCUCAUGAAGAAACAGAAUUACCCGAGUUUUCCUGAUCCAUUUGUUCGAUACAUUUCGAAAUUUGGAACAGUUCAAGAUGCCGAUGAUUUCCUCAAGUCUUUGUCGGGAAAGGAGUACCCUUCUAUCUCGGCUUAUCUUCAUGUGUUUGAAUCCUUUUUUAAGGAAGGAAGAUAUUCGGAAGGCGAGGACUUGCUUUUUAUGUGCCCGGUUCAUGUUCGGAAACAUGUGGCAGUUACUACCUUAUUUGGGUCGUCGUCGUCGAAAAAGAGCAACACUUGAGAUGUAGGUUUUACCCAAUUUCAAUAUUAGGGUUUCUUUUUAUUAUCUUGAAAAGGCUAGCACCCGAUUCAAUAAUGAUAUUUUUAACGAGUUUCCAAACAAGGUCAAUUAAUAUAUUUGAGCGGUAAAUU
Impatiens glandulifera is the source of this 2099-nucleotide messenger RNA. Its product is annotated as pentatricopeptide repeat-containing protein At3g48250, chloroplastic. The transcript has a single exon. The record is from RefSeq and is a predicted model, not a curated record. Gene Ontology annotation, biological process: RNA splicing. Bases 109 to 1968 code for a protein of 619 amino acids. Gene Ontology annotation, molecular function: protein binding. NCBI's taxonomy places the organism in Eukaryota, Viridiplantae, Streptophyta, Magnoliopsida, Ericales, Balsaminaceae.